Messenger RNA from Loxodonta africana (African savanna elephant), 930 nucleotides. RefSeq names its product olfactory receptor 4P4-like. The transcript has a single exon. Lineage: Eukaryota; Metazoa; Chordata; Mammalia; Proboscidea; Elephantidae. Bases 1 to 930 code for a protein of 309 amino acids. Gene Ontology annotation, molecular function: G protein-coupled receptor activity; olfactory receptor activity. Gene Ontology annotation, cellular component: plasma membrane. Gene Ontology annotation, biological process: G protein-coupled receptor signaling pathway. The record is from RefSeq and is a predicted model, not a curated record.
AUGGAAAAGAGAAAUAAUGUCACUGUGUUUAUUCUCUUGGGCCUUUCGCAAAACAAGAGCAUUGAAAUUCUCUGCUUUGUAUUAUUCUUAUUUUGUUACAUUGCUAUUUGGAUGGGAAACUUGCUCACAAUGAUUUCUAUCACAUGCAGUCAGCUAAAUGGCCAACCCAUGUAUUUCUUCCUUAAUUACCUCUCUCUCUCUGACCUUUGCUACACAUCCACAGUGACACCCAAACUGAUGACUGACUUACUGGCAGAAAGAAAGACCAUUUCCUAUAAUAAUUGCAUGGCACAACUUUUUAUUAUUCACUUUCUUGGAGCCAUUGAGAUCUUCAUCCUUACAGGGAUGGCCUAUGACCGCUAUGUAGCCAUCUGUAAGCCCCUGUACUACGCUGCCAUCAUGAGCAGGCAGAGGUGUAACACAAUCGUCAUAGCUUGUUGUACUGGGGGGUUUAUACACUCAGCCAGUCAGUUUCUUCUCACUAUCUUCUUACCCUUCUGUGGCCCCAAUGAGAUAGAUCACUACUUCUGUGACGUGUAUCCUUUGCUGAAGCUGGCCUGCACUAAUACACACAUAAUAGGUCUCUUAGUCAUUGCUAAUUCAGGUCUAAUUGCUUUGGUGACUUUUGUUAUCUUGUUGUUGUCUUAUGUUCUGAUAUUAUUUACCGUCAGCGCUUACCCUGCCCAAAGCCGUUCCAAAGCUCUUUCGACUUGCAGUUCACACAUAACAGUUGUAGUCCUGUUCUUUGUGCCUGUCCUCUUCAUUUAUAUUAGACCAGCUGUAACCUUUCCAGAGGAUAAAGUGUUUGCUCUUUUCUAUACCAUCAUUGCUCCCAUGUUCAACCCUCUGAUAUACACACUGAGAAAUAUGGAUAUGAAGAAAGCCAUGAAGAAGAUGUGGUACUAUCAAUUGUUUUUGCAAGAAAAGUAG